AUGAACAUGCGUACCUUGCUCUGGUACAUGAUAUACUGUUUAAUAGCCCACACGAGCGCAUACCGAGGAACCAUACCAUUUGAACACCCCGAAAAGGCCACAAUUCCAUUUGUUCCCCCGAUAUACGUCUCAGACAAGCCCAAAACAUACCCAAAAGCAUGUCCCGGAAACACACCCAUGACGAGAGAUCAAUGGUGCGAGUACAGCCUGUGGACAGACUAUACAGAUACCGUUCCCGACACCGGAGUCACUCGGGAGUUCUGGUUCGAUGUACACCAAGCAACAUUAGCACCCGAUGGACGACCAAGAUGGGCGCUUGCAAUAAAUGGAUCCCUGCCCGGACCAACGGUCGAGGCAAAUUGGGGCGAUACAGUGGUUAUCCACCUACGGAAUAGCCUGGCAGAUGUCAAAAAUGGAACAAGUCUUCACAUCCACGGACUUCGUCAACACUUCACAAAUCCCAUGGACGGUGUAGUCUCCGUCACGCAAUGUCCCAUCGCCCCAGGAUACACCAUGACCUACCGAUGGCGAGCGACGCAGUACGGCACAACAUGGUACCAUUCCCACAUAGGGCUUCAAACGUGGGAAGGUGUAUACGGAGGCGUGGUCAUCCACGGACCAGCGAGUGGGAACUACGACGAAGACAAAGGCGUCGUCCUACUAUCCGACUGGGAUAUCAACACCGUUGACGAGCUCUGGGGGGAGGCAGAAACUGUCGGGUCGCCGACACUCGAUACCGGUCUGAUUAAUGGAAACAAUGUUUUUGGAGACGACGAUGACUCCAGUCAGACGGGGAGCAGAUUCAGCACCUCGUUUGUUCCGGGAAAAUCAUACCGGCUUCGCGUGACGAAUGUCGCGUGUGAUACUCAGUUCAAAUUCAGUAUAGAUCAUCACACUCUAACGGUUAUAGCGAUGGAUUUCGUGCCUAUCAAGCCGUACAAAACUACUGCUAUCAAUAUAUCAAUUGGUAAGGGGGCUUUCACUGCGAAUACUGAGAAUGUCAACUUAUGGAAAUUGAACACAGGCCAGCGCUACGAUGUAAUUGUGCUCGCAGACCAAGCCAAAGUUGCGUCGUCUUUCUGGCUCCGCGCCACACCGCAGCUGGCAUGCUCGUUCAGCAACAAUGCAGAUAACAUACGUGGUAUAAUUUAUUAUGAAAGAUCACCUGGUGCAUCUAAGUCCUCCUCCCUCAUCCCCAGCACAACAGGGUAUACCCUGACCGAUAGCUGCGACGAUGAGCCCGCGUCAAAACUCAUUCCCAUCGUUUCUAAAAGACUCUCCCUCGCCGCAUCAGUCUUCUACUACAACGAGAAUCUCCCAGUCACAGCAGCCGUGAACGAAAACAACCUCCUCCGCUGGUACAUCAACGGAACCAGCAUGCACGUUACAUGGUCUCAGCCAACGUUACUAGAAUUCAUCCAGUACAGUGCCAACCCCGACAACCCUACAGAAUCAACAACCCGGGACCGUGCAGUCCUCUCCAUCCCAAAAGCAGAUACCUGGGUUCUGGCAAUCAUCGAAACAGCCAUGGAAGCCCCUCACCCGAUCCACCUGCACGGGCAUGAUUUCCUCGUCGUCGCGCAGGGCAAUGGAUCAUGGAGCACGACGUCUCGGAAUCUGAACCUGGAUUACGCGGCUGGCGCACUCCCGAAGCGUGAUACCGCUCUACUCCCUGCACUGGGUCAUUUGGUACUUGCGUUCCGGACGGAUAAUCCCGGUGCAUGGUUGAUGCAUUGUCACAUUGGAUGGCAUCUUGAUCAGGGAUUUGCGUUGCAGUUUGUUGAGCGGGAACCCGAGAUCAGGAGGAUGUUUGAGGGGGGGAGUGGGCUUGGUGGUUGGUGGGGGUAUGGGGGGAUGAUGAGGGAGAAUUGUGAGAAUUGGAAUUGGUAUAACCGUGGCGGACAGGUUGUGGAACUUGGGGCUGGGAUCUAG
Molecule: messenger RNA, 1932 nt
Organism: Penicillium olsonii
Lineage: Eukaryota; Fungi; Ascomycota; Eurotiomycetes; Eurotiales; Aspergillaceae
Source: the annotation of a GenBank genome assembly